CGUCAUCUCCGCCACUCCCCUCAGCAUUGUAAACCCCCUCCCACUCUUAACACACAUUAUCCUCUCUUCUCCACACAACACACAGAAACCCCCUCUCUGUACACAGUGACCUAGAGAGAGAAAAUCACCGGCAAUGGCGGUUUCCUAUGCAUCUCUGUCGAAUAUGAGCUCAAUUUCAGCGCCAAGGAGUUUCCCACGCGCGAAAGCUGCGAGUCCUGUUUGUUCCUUCGCGCCUGUGAAUCUUCGCAAAUCUGCAAUUUCUUCGUUUUCGUCGUCUAACUCUUUCUCUGGUGGUUCGUUCCGCCUGUCGUCUUCGCGUUUGGCGAGCAGAACGAGCUCUAUCCCCUUUUCAGUUCGGGCCAUGGCUGAGGAAGCUACAUUGCAAUCGAAAGUGACGAACAAAGUUUAUUUUGAUAUAAGCAUUGGAAACCCAGUGGGAAAGCUUGCUGGCAGAAUUGUAAUUGGAUUGUAUGGUGAUGAUGUGCCACAAACUGCAGAAAACUUCCGCGCUCUAUGCACAGGGGAGAAGGGAUUCGGCUACAAAGGUUCCUCUUUCCACCGUGUUAUUAAGGAUUUCAUGAUUCAAGGAGGAGAUUUCGACAAAGGAAAUGGCACGGGUGGUAAAAGCAUUUAUGGUCGUACAUUCAAAGAUGAAAACUUCCAGCUGGUUCACACCGGACCUGGAAUUGUUAGCAUGGCAAAUGCUGGCCCUAAUACCAAUGGAAGCCAAUUUUUCAUCUGUACCGUUAAGACACCAUGGCUGGACCAGAGGCACGUCGUUUUUGGACAAGUUUUGGAGGGAUUGGAUAUUGUGAGGUUGAUUGAGUCGCAAGAAACAGACAGAGGCGAUCGCCCUAGAAUGAGGGUUGUCAUAAGCGAUUGUGGUGAACUUCCGGUGGCUUAAGGUAGAGAGACAGAGACAGUUACCACCAUCAUUGAUUAGGUUUUUUGCCAAAUUUAAAUUUUUUAAUGUUACUGCUCUGAUAUAGAGGGAGGAGCUAUCUAUUGAUGAGGCUUGUCUAAGUUUUCUUGUAUUUCUUCUGUAUGUUGAGAGAGAGAGAAAUCGACUAUCUUUGUACUUCAUUAAUAAUCGGACCAUGUUUCAGGGUUCUGUUGAUUUAGUGUUCAGUUCGAAAAA
Molecule: messenger RNA, 1138 nt
Organism: Erythranthe guttata (spotted monkey flower)
Lineage: Eukaryota; Viridiplantae; Streptophyta; Magnoliopsida; Lamiales; Phrymaceae
Gene: PNSL5
Product: cyclophilin 20-2
Biological process (GO): protein folding; protein peptidyl-prolyl isomerization
Cellular component (GO): cytoplasm
Molecular function (GO): peptidyl-prolyl cis-trans isomerase activity; cyclosporin A binding
Source: RefSeq, a predicted model, not a curated record